Messenger RNA from Pteropus alecto (black flying fox), 3015 nucleotides. Its product is annotated as eukaryotic translation initiation factor 1A, X-chromosomal. Gene Ontology annotation, cellular component: cytoplasm. Gene Ontology annotation, molecular function: sequence-specific DNA binding; RNA binding; DNA-binding transcription factor activity. The record is from RefSeq and is a predicted model, not a curated record. Lineage: Eukaryota; Metazoa; Chordata; Mammalia; Chiroptera; Pteropodidae. The coding region runs from base 1701 to 2900 and encodes 399 amino acids. The transcript is spliced from 2 exons. Gene Ontology annotation, biological process: regulation of DNA-templated transcription; translational initiation.
UUUUUAAUUAAAGGAUUUCACUUUAGGUAAGAUAAAUUUACUGAGUUUUACUAAAACAGAAUAUAUCUAAUUGUUUAUUGUUAAUGCACAAAAUACUAAAUUUUAAAAUCACAAAUCACUGUUAAACAAAACAACAUACUAACAGUGGCACCUAUUGAGAAAAAUAACUGCCUUUUAAAUUAUUGUGAACUGCAUGAAAAAAAUAUAUCUUUCAGAAGGACUCCUUGUGGUUAACAAGACCCAAAUUCAUAAACAAAGUCUAGCAGUCGAUGCUGACAGAGGUCCCUCACAGAGCAUUUUGGGGAAAUGCCAUAGACUGAGCUUUCAACUUCCUGCAAUGUGCUUCCUCUGCCUGAGUCAACCAUUAUAAAGAAGUUUCUGGUUUUAUCUGUGCAGCAACGCACUGAGACCUAUGUGCCUCAUCCAAUCAGAGCUGCACAAGUCAAUCCUCGUUUGCAUCUAAACAGAUCAUAUCUAAUCCAUAACAAGAAGUCAGAACACAUGAUUCUGACCAAUUAGAAGAGUGAGAUUUGGACAAAUUAAAAUUUGAGAUUUGUAUUUCUCAUCUGCGUAAAAUAGGAUCAGUCAGGAACCUUGGCUAAAGUUUUCACUAUAAAAGGCCAUCUCCCAUUGGACCCGGGGAGGGCACUUUUGGUUUCCACCAGAGGCUGCGUUUCUCUGGUUGCAAACGUCUCACUUGAAUUAAGGCUCUCCUUUUCCAUACCUCUGACUGGGAAUUUGUGUUGACUAUAUAAAAAAGAGGAACACAUUAAUAACACACCUAACAAGAGCUGUAUCUGGAUAAUACAAACAAUCGGACAAACAAAACUAGCAGUCAUAUUUCUUGUUAGAACUGACAAGCCGAAGAGUAGGAGAGAGAGGGAAAAAAGGGUCUAAAACAUGUAAUGAAGAUAUUUGCUCUUUUGUGUAUGGUAAAGCCUUAAACCACAUUCAUUUUACUUAUAACAUUGUACUAUAAGUGUUUUAUUUCCCACUCUUUGAGAUCUUCUUAGGUAGAUCUGUUUUCUUUUAAAAUAUUUUGCUUUGUAUAUGUAGGUAUUUAAGGAGACACGAACUAAAAUAGUACUUAUUACAUUCAUUUAUGACUGAAAAAAUGUAUUAAAUAUGUGAUUAUUACAGAGCUAUUUGUGUAAAACACAGAUGAGGAAUCAUUUUUAUUUUCAAAUCAAAUUAUGUUGUUUUUUAAUGACAAAUGAUGGCAAGUCCUUUUUUUUCCCCUCCCACAGGUUUUAUACAGAUUUCAGUUUCAAAUUUCAAAAGUUAAAAAAGUUGUUUGUUUUGUUUAUUUUACUUUGUGCUUUGUCCAUUUACCGGGCCUUAUACUUUAGUCAUCAAUCAGAGAAUAAGUGUGUGUGUAAAAGGCAGGAAAUUUCUUUAACUCCAUGGACCUCCAAAAUUUAUUUACUUAAAAAGUUCUGUGCAAUAAGAUUUUGCAGAUUACACUACAUAAAUAACCAGCCUAUAUUUUAUAUUAACUGAAUAAAGUUUAUAGAGAGAGAAGGAAACCCUGCUGCAUGUUAUGUUUAGUUGCUAGGAGACCAGUCAUUUUGUGAUGUCACAGCUACUCAGGUUGAGAAACACUGUGGUGAUCUGGGUAGUUUAUCAGUGUAGGCCUGCCAAGGCAGCAUUUGGGGGCUGCGAUGUUCAAAACUAGGUAGGUGAAGAAAGGUUUAUUUGAGAUGGCACAUGUUUCUUCAGAAAUUAAAGAUGAUUCUUCUAAAGAUGAAUCAACUGGUUCAGCAACCUCCAUUGGAUCUCUGUUGUGUGAUCACACAUUGACUGGGGACUCAGACUUGAGGUCUGCGAUCGAAGAAAAUGCUUUUCAGGCUUUGUCUGCACGGUCCUUGAUAAGAAGACCACAUCACACAUUUUGUAUCUCUGAACCAGAUGGAGAUAAUGAUUUUCGAUCUAUGACCUUUCCCAGAAAACUCUGGAAAAUAGUUGAAAACAAUCAAUUUAAGUCUAUUUGGUGGGAUGAGAAUGGAACUUCUAUAGUGAUUAAUGAAGAACUCUUCAAGAGAGAAGUUUUGGAAAGAAAGGCCCCUUUCAGAGUAUUUGAAACUGCAAGUAUGAAAAGUUUAGUUCGACAGCUUAACCUUUAUGGAUUUAGUAAAGUGCAACAGAGUUUUCAAAGAUCUGCUUCUCUAGCUGACUUUCUGGCAGAAGAAAAGGAAGUGUCUGUUUUAAGCAAGUUACACUUCUAUCAAAAUCCGAAUUUUAAGCGAGGCUGUCCCCAACUUUUACUCAGAAUGAAAAGAAGAGUUGGGAUCAAAAAUGCUUCUCCAGCAACUUCAAUAGCUCAAAAUUUCAACAAGAAGCACUCUGGAACAGGGAAUAAUGUAGGUAAUCAUAAUUCUGGUUUUGUUGCUGACACACGUGCAGAAAGCACAUUUUCAACUUCCACAAAUUUAAGUAUGCCACCAAUAAGCAAGCCUGCUACCAGCCAGAGAAUUGCUAAUACAACUGCUCCAAUCAGAAGUGAAUUUCCUCCUCCUCCAUCCACUUUAGGUAGACCAUCAGAACAAAGUGUAAUGGACCAACAUGCUGUCUUGAAUCAGUUGACCACUUUUCAUAUGCGCUCACAUGGCAGCUACACUCAAGCAAAUGGUCACAUCGUGAAUUUUAUUACAAGCACAACUUCUACUUCUCAGUAUAUUACAUCUCCCUUACAGAGAAGUUAUUUUGGAAUGAUGGAGCCUUCUACUUUUCCAACUAGAUAUCCUGAUUUAUCAGUCAAUGAUGGUCCUUUUUCCAACUUGCAACCAGCAGGCAACCCAUGGUUCCCCAUGCCAACAAUAGCUGAUACAUCUGCUGCCACUCUUUCAAGGUCAACUCGUCAACCACCUUCGUUAGGCGAACAUCACCCUAAUUACAAGUGAUGUACCAGUGGACUACCGGACUGUGCAAAAUAACGAAGUUUAAGUUAUGUUGGCAAACAUCAGCAAAAUGCAUGCAAUCAUCUUAUUUGAACAAUAAACUUACAUGUUCACUUUA